Messenger RNA from Selaginella moellendorffii, 1119 nucleotides. RefSeq names its product probable serine/threonine-protein kinase PIX7. Gene Ontology annotation, molecular function: ATP binding; protein kinase activity. The transcript has a single exon. Gene Ontology annotation, biological process: protein phosphorylation. The record is from RefSeq and is a predicted model, not a curated record. The coding region runs from base 1 to 1119 and encodes 372 amino acids. Gene Ontology annotation, cellular component: plasma membrane. NCBI's taxonomy places the organism in Eukaryota, Viridiplantae, Streptophyta, Lycopodiopsida, Selaginellales, Selaginellaceae.
AUGACCACAAUUGCUCACAGCGGCGCAAAGAACCUGGCAGCUUCGGUGAGCAUACUGGGAUCCAUAAUCUUGGUGCCACCAGUCCUGGUAAGUUUGUUCCUUUCUCGACUUACUACCAGACGCGGUAGUCCCGGUCAGUCUGACGACGAAGAAGACGCGGCCGCCGCUCUUGAGCUGGAGAUCCAGGCGCAGCAACAGCUAUGGUGGUUCCAAUUCCAGGAGUUCGCAAUGGAGGACGUCGCUGUGAAUCUCCUCGAGCUCCAGGAGCCCGGUAGAGUGAGCUUCCAUGGCUGCUUGCGGCUUGGCCCCGACAGUAUGCAGGAGGUGUCGAUACGGAAACUGGAGCUCACCAAGGCCGUUGACCUGCUUACACACCUAGAAUCCGCGGAAAUCCGGCAGGAAACUGUCAACCUUGGAUCUCUUCGGAGAUGCAACGUCCUGCCGCUCCUGGGCUUCAGCCUCACUCACUCAUAUCUGCUACUGUUCAUGCCGAAGUUGAGGAGCCUCACUGACGUGCUCAGAAAUUCCAGCCUGAGUUGGAGCUGUCGCUGCCGAGUUGCCGCCUUGGUUGCGAGAGGCCUAUCCAGGCUUCACUACUCGAGAGAAGCAGCGGCGACGAGUAAUGGGCCAGCAAGCAGCGUGGUGACGGCGGUUCUCCAUGGGAAUAUCCGGUCCGAAAACGUCCAUCUCCUGCUGGAAGAAGCCACUGACGAUUCACCCCCGACAUGCACCCCCUAUAUUGCGGACACCGGAUUUGUGAAGCUCACUUCCAUGCCGAUUUUCCGCCCCGACGAGAUGAUCACAAAUACUCGAGGCUAUGCUGCACCAGAAGUGUCCUCUGGAGGGGCCUUGACGACCAAAAGCGAAGUGUAUAGCUUCGGAGUUGUACUCUGCGUGCUGCUCUCCGGACAAACGGACGUCGCGGCAUUGAAUCCCGUGGCCUUGCUGAAGCAAAAGCUGAAACGAUUUAUGGAUCCCAAGUUGGAGAAGUCGUACAACGGGAGUCAGGCACGAACGAUCCAGCAGACAGCUCUCAAGUGUAUUCAGAGAGAUCCCAUGCAGAGACCGGACAUGAUACGGGUGGAGGCUUGGCUGCGACCUUUGCUGCUGCACACGUGA